AUGGAAAAUCAAGCGGAGAGUCUUCAUGAGAUCGUUCGCCUUCCUGUCAACCAGCAGUCAACUUCGCAGCUGGUCCCUUCCCGUGGGUCGAAAGAAAAGACCGGAUAUAAUGUGUCCUCUCCCCCAUUAGAGGAGACAUAUGCCAUCUCGACGCCUUCCAAUUACAGAGAACGAAAUUUCGAACUCCGAGGAGCUAGCGUCCAUGAGGUGUCUUCUUCGUCUGCUCAAUUGCCUCGCUCCGAUCAAGAGUCAAUCAGCAACCCACUUGCGUUGCUGGCUGACGCAUCAGAUGCUGCACGAUUGUUGGAAUGCUCCUCCUUGCCGACGCACACAUCCCAUGCAUUGGCUGAGGAUUUGAGUCCUACUCAGAGACCGGGUGAUAGGGUUACUGGGAGUCUUGGCAGUCGUCUACUUCAGCGGCCUGGGUAUAUCUCGCUCGGACUGCAGUUGAAUAGACGAUGUCUUGAAGAUGGGCUCGAUGCUCUAAUGUUACCUGUUCAGAGGGAACGACAAUAUCCAAAAUACUUCAAGGUGCCUACGUAUAACCAUCCUUGCGAUGUUGGCCCAGAUCUGGACCCGGUGGAUCUAGGACUGGUCACUAUGGAGGAGGCCAGCUAUCUUUUCCCAGUCUACUUCACUCAACUACACCCAAUAAACGGCAUCCUCGACCCAGUCCUUCACACGCCGCAGUUUGUGCGGUCGCGGUCUUCCUUGUUAUUCACGUGGAUACUAGCUCUCACAGCCCAGUUUGACCAUGGAUCCGCCUCGAUUGCCAAGCGACUACGUCUGCAUGGCGAAAAGCUUUCGAACUAUGUGCAUACGAGCGGUUUCAAAUCUGUGGAAAUCGUUCAGGGAUAUUACAUUUCCCUACUUUCCGCUACUCCCGCAAAGACCCUCGCAGAAGAGCGUUCUUGGCUUUAUACAAUGUACGCCAUCGGUGUGGCUAUGGAACUUGGGCUGGAUCAGGAUGCUCGACCCAAGGUGUCACUAAUCUCUAUGCCCACCUCUCCAAACCAGAAUAUGAGAUCGUCGGUGACCGCAUCGGGAUCUGAGAAGCUCAAAGGGCAUGAACUACUGGAAGGAUCGGCUGAAGCUUCUGCAUACAACCAGCGACUAAACCGUAACCGAGAACGAACAUGGCUCAGGAUUUUACUGUGGGAGCGAGCCAACAGUGCUGCCUAUGGUCGAACAAACAGCUUUCCAGAAACAGCUUUGACUAGGGGUAUUGAAAGCUGGUGGUUACACCCCUUGGCAGAUUCUGCUGAUCGGCAUACCUGUGCCUUUAUUGCAUUGAGAAAGAAACUCGCCUCCCUGCACGUUAAAUUGCGAGAUCAAGCACAAUUAGCAACGUCAAAUUCACAACGGAUUAAGGAGCUGGUUGAUACUUCUCUUCAGCCUUGGUGCAAUGUUUGGCUGCCCUACUCCGUCAACCUGCCGAGUUCCCAUUCUGAAAAGAUGUCGGAGAUCUUUCUUCGGUAUGUGUACCUGCAUGGAAGACUCUGGACAUUAUCAAUUGCACUCCAAGAUACCAUGUGUGGUGGUCUGAAUAUGGUUGCAAUUCGGGAAGACUGCUUCGAAGCUGCCGUCAAAAUCUGCGAAGUUGCUGUACAGGAUUUGCAAGCCUUUGGAGAACCUCUAUACGGAAUGUUGGCCCCAACAUGGGCAAUGAUAUGUUAUGCCGCCGUUCUGACUCUGAAGUUGUUCCCGACAAUAUACGGAGCCCGGCCCGAAUGUCAAGUUGAACUCUUUGCCUUGCUGGGCCAGGUUGCAUUGCAGCUUGAGCGCGCGGGUACAACUCCUUCACAUCGCUUCGGCAUUGCAGCGUUACUUGGACAGCACCUCAUGAUGAUCCUCAGAGCCAAAUCAUGGAAUUUGCAGGGACAAAUACAACCUAGCAUGCCGUACGGUCAAAGGAGCCACGACGCGCCGGGAAUUACAUCGCAGGAAGAGGGAGCAGACCAAGCAAGGCCAUGCGAGUCGUAUAUGUCGGAAUAUGAUCCCUUCCUGGCAGCCACUGAUAUAACCUUCGAUGAUGACCCCACAGAAGAAAUAUUUGCCGACAUGUUCAGAGAGAUUUUCGGUCCUGGAUUCGGUGGUGUCCUUUGA
Molecule: messenger RNA, 2106 nt
Organism: Penicillium arizonense
Lineage: Eukaryota; Fungi; Ascomycota; Eurotiomycetes; Eurotiales; Aspergillaceae
Product: fungal specific transcription factor domain-containing protein
Exons: 2
Coding region: 1-2106 (701 amino acids)
Biological process (GO): regulation of DNA-templated transcription
Cellular component (GO): nucleus
Molecular function (GO): transcription cis-regulatory region binding; DNA-binding transcription factor activity, RNA polymerase II-specific
Source: RefSeq, a predicted model, not a curated record